Musa acuminata AAA Group (dessert banana) is the source of this 1325-nucleotide messenger RNA. Its product is annotated as putative receptor protein kinase ZmPK1. The transcript has a single exon. NCBI's taxonomy places the organism in Eukaryota, Viridiplantae, Streptophyta, Magnoliopsida, Zingiberales, Musaceae. The coding region runs from base 375 to 1325 and encodes 316 amino acids. The record is from RefSeq and is a predicted model, not a curated record.
UCGAUGGGCGAUCAAAAAGGCUCAUGGCCUAGGCCAGUGGCCUCCAUUGCACUUGGGAGGUGCACUGGCUUACCAUCUCCCCAAGUGGGAGAGUGGACGUCAUAAUUUGUGGCAGAGGGGGUACGCGUACGCGCGGCCCCUACCCAAUUCUAGUGUCUAUUAAACGUUGGUCCAGUAAAUUGCAGGAAUGGCUGCUCAUAAUACUGCAUGCGGUAUGGAAAGAUUGGGACAAUUCGCAAGUCGAUUGCAAAAGCUAAUCUUUUCAGAGCAGUUGAUGUAGGGUUGGCCAAAGGACAACGCGAAGACAUUACUUGCGUGCAAUUCGUCAAGCAGCUCUGCUACCGUAUGAUUUGAUUUGUUCUUCAGAGAAAGCCAUGAUUCUCUUCGUUCUCGCCCUCAUUUCUUGGACCCUUCCCUCGCCAUCGCUAGCCUCCCGCAGCUUUCUAUCGAGAGGUUCUUCUCUUUCGGUGGAGGCAGACGAGGCUUUCACAUGCGGCUUCUACGAGGUCGGCUCCAACGCCUUCGCCUUCUCCAUCUGCUUCUCCGGCUCGUCGGCAAAGACCACAGUUUGGAUCGCGAACCGAGACCGCCCCGUCGAUGGCCGUGUCUCGACACUCACCCUGCGGAAGGAUGGAAGCCUGGUGGUGACGGACACCGACGACGCGGUCGCGUGGAGCACCAACACCAGCUCGACUCCAGCCGAUCGCGCAGAGCUUCUGAACUCGGGGAACCUCGCCGUGAAGGAGGACCGAGGGCACGUUCUCUGGCGGAGCUUCGACUCUCCUACCGACACUCUUCUUCCAGCGCAACCGAUCACCGAGACCACCAGCUUGGUGUCUGCUGCUGCUAGAGGAUCAGUGGCUUCAGGCUACUACAACCUUUACUUCGACAAUGAUAACGUGCUGAAGCAGAUGUAUAAUGGCCCCGAGAUCUCCAGCAUAUACUGGCCUAUUCCUGAUAACAACGUGUGGGCAAACGGUAGAACGAGCUUCAAAAGCAGCAUGUUUGGCGUCUUGGAUGCGAAGGGGGGAAUUCACUGCAAGCGACAGAUUGGUUUUGAGAGCCUCCGAUAUGGGUGGUGGGAUUCUAAGAAGAUUAACCUUGGGACUAUGAUGGAAAAUCUGAGGUUGUACUGCCUAAAUAGUUUUGACGGGAUUGUGAUCAGUGACAUGGGAAGCUCUUCCCAAGCUCUGCCAGAUACACGGCCUGUGUGGUGGGAACGCCAUCUGCCUGUCUCUGCAAUCGAUAGUAGUGUGCUCAUGUCCUCCAUGUUACAACAUGGCCGAUCCAAAGAGACGGGAGCUAAGGUUGCAAGCGACACAUAA